CUCAUGGCAGGAGGAAACCAAAGCGACAGCUUUGAGCUCCUUCUCUGGGGACUCUCAGAUAAGCCAGAGCAACAACGUGUCCUAUUUCUGGUGUUCCUGUGGAUGUAUCUGGUAACUGUGACUGCCAACCUGCUCAUUGUCCUGGCUAUUGUCACAGACAAACACCUUCACACGCCCAUGUACUUCUUCCUUGCAAGCCUUUCAUGUGCAGACAUUCUCUUCACUUCCACCACUGUACCCAAGGCCCUGUUGAACAUCCAGACUCAGACUAGGUCCAUCUCCUAUGCAGGAUGCAUGGUCCAACUUUACUUCUUCUUGACUUUUGGCGACAUGGACAGCUUUCUUUUGGCCACAAUGGCUUACGACCGCUAUGUGGCCAUCUGCCACCCUCUUCACUACACAAUGAUGAUGAGCCCCCGGCGCUGCACCCUCCUAAUUACUGCCUGCUGGACCCUUACUAAUAUGGUAGCCAUGACCCAAACCUUUCUCACAUGCAGACUUUCAUUCUGCUCCAAGAAAGUAAUUCUUGAUUUCUACUGUGAUUUGGGUCCCCUGAUGAAGGUGGCUUGUUCUGACACUCAGGUCAAUGAACUUGUGUUGCUUUUUCUUGGAGGAACAGCCAUAUUAAUUCCCUUUACACUUAUCCUGGUCUCUUAUAUCCGCAUUGUUGCAGCCAUCCUCAGGGUGCCCUCUGCCCAGGGGAGGCGCAAAGCCUUCUCUACCUGUGGGUCCCACCUUGCUGUUGUUGUUCUGUUCUUUGGGACAGUGAUCAGGGCUUAUCUGUGUCCCUCAUCCUCUACCUCCAACUCAGUAGAAAAGAACACCGCAGCUGCAGUCAUGUACACAGUUGUGACUCCUUUGUUGAACCCCUUCAUUUAUAGCCUAAGAAACAAGGACAUGAAGGGAGCCCUGGGGAGACUUCUCAGGGGCAAAGUCUUUAUCCUGAGGUGCAAGUAA
Sorex araneus (European shrew) is the source of this 957-nucleotide messenger RNA. RefSeq names its product olfactory receptor 1P1-like. Gene Ontology annotation, biological process: G protein-coupled receptor signaling pathway. The record is from RefSeq and is a predicted model, not a curated record. NCBI's taxonomy places the organism in Eukaryota, Metazoa, Chordata, Mammalia, Eulipotyphla, Soricidae. Gene Ontology annotation, molecular function: G protein-coupled receptor activity; olfactory receptor activity. Gene Ontology annotation, cellular component: membrane. The transcript has a single exon. The coding region runs from base 4 to 957 and encodes 317 amino acids.